This is a messenger RNA of Cordyceps fumosorosea ARSEF 2679, 867 nucleotides long. RefSeq lists its product as hypothetical. Bases 1 to 867 code for a protein of 288 amino acids. The record is from RefSeq and is a predicted model, not a curated record. The transcript has a single exon. NCBI's taxonomy places the organism in Eukaryota, Fungi, Ascomycota, Sordariomycetes, Hypocreales, Cordycipitaceae.
AUGGAUCCCAGCCUCCAGACAUUUGAUUUUGCCGCUGAAUUUGCUCGCAUGGAGGGCUACGAGUACCUUGAACUGCCAAAUGAGAAUUCUUACGCGCCGGUAUCGCCGGAAAUUCUAUGGUUAGGGGAUGCGGCAGUCAUCACGCGCCGUCCCGACCUGGCCCCGUUCCCGGACACGCCCUCCAACUCGACGCGGAGAAUGAUGGAGAUGCUACUAUGGCAGGAAAUCCGAGUCUUCGACAUGAACCCCGGGACCCCGGUGGUCCGCGAUCGCCGGUUCUGGAUCCGGACGUUUGACGGCCUGAGCGUGCCGCAGUCGCAGAGGCUCAUGGGCAAGCACAGGCUCUACGCCUCCCAGCUCUGGGCGCAGGGCCGCCUCGCCGCUCCGGGCAGCAGCGACAUGGACUCGCUGCUGGAGACCCCGGGCGGCUUCAUGGUGGCCACGGGAGACCCGAUGCUCGUGUCGCGAAGCAGCACGGUCAGAAAGAGAUGCCGUCCGGGCGGCAUCGCGAUUGGCGACGUGGUCCGCGUGGACGACGACGGACACGGCGCGGAGACGCUGCUCGCCGCGCUCUGGCGUGGCCUGCGGGAGGGCGACAACGAGGCGGACUGGGCGCGCCGGAAGAUGGUCUGGAGGGAGACGCUGCAGAGGGACGUGAGGGCGCUGCACGCGGCCAACGCGACGUGGGGGGCGGUCCGGCUGGACGGCGUCAUGGUGCAGGACGACCGCUUGUGGAUCUUCCACUUCGGCGUCGGUCCGUGGGCGGUGUCCAGCGAGCUGGGUCGGGGGUUUCUCGAAUUUGAUGAGGAUCAGUAUCUCGACAUCCUGGAGCUCGCAGCCUUGCUUCAGCAUCCGUUGUGGGAGUAG